UUCAACAGAAAAUGGCAGUGCCCAUUAAAAUUUGACUGUUGCGAUUAAAAAAACAACAACAAAAAAACGUUUUAAUUCGUUAUAUUUUUAGCGGAAUGAAUAGACCAAAACAUCAUGUUCGUCAGUCAAUAUGUGGAACACGGGCACCAUAUAGAGAAGGGAGAAAACCCACCGCUGUUAAGGUUUAUACAGUGCACCACGAGUCCAAGUAUGUCCUGGUUCAGGGUGUGCCUGCAGUGGGUGCUGGGCAGGAGCUUGUUCGCUUGUUUGAGGCCCAGGGAGAAAUAGAAGAGCACCGAAUACUGGACAACUAUCCAGCUGAGCACUUCACUGAGACUCAUUUCAUCAAGUAUAAGAAAAUACAGUCUGCAAGAUUUGCUAAGAAAAAGCUUGACGACUGGUCAUUUUAUGGAGGCGUACUGCACGUUUGUUAUGUACCAGAGUAUGAAACGCUACAAGAAACAAGAGAGAAAUUGCAGGAGAGGCAUAGAGCAAUUGUCUAUAGGACAAAGAAAUAUGAGAGGGAUGGAACCUAUGAACUGUAUCAGCUGUCCUCAGGAGCUACAAAGGAAGGUACCAGCUCUGCCAGCAAUCAGGAAAACAGCACCUUGUAUGAAGUGCACACUGAGAGUGUAAAUGGUGGCGGAUAUAAAAUCCCCAUUGAAGAUAAUACUCAAUCUUUAGAUAAACCAGAAUACAUGACAUCACCUUCUCAUUAUGAAAACUUUCAGAGAGAUGAAAGAUUUUAUACCUCCAGUAGUGAUAUCAAUAUCACACCUAAUGAUAACAUUGCAAACAGAGAGUUUUCUGGUGGGUCUUUGUCAGACAUCACUGGUCGAAAUUUGCAAUUAAUGAGUACGUCCCACACUAUGGGAUCUGCAAAACAAGGAACAUUAAGACGUGUUUCAAAGCCUCAAUCAGAGGCAGUACUGCAAGCACAGGCAAUGCAGCUUUAUGGCUCGUUUGAUAGGAAGUCAAAUGUCCCUCCAGAGUCUGACAACAGUCCUGAAGAAGUUAGCGAACAGUCUCAGAAUGACGUAGACUUGUUUAAGAAUGGAAGUCAUGACCAGAGUGUUGUUAUGGGGACUGAUUCUUCGGUGAGAGCAAGUGCACAUAAAAGACCACAUCCUUCCUCAUCAGACAUUGUUGCAGACAAUAUUGUUGCAGCCUCUUCUGAUGAUGAAAGACUUUUAGCAAACCCUACAUUUUUCAGUGAAGGAUCUAAUAUAAUUGCAAGCAAAGGACAAGAGAAAAUGCCAGAUGAAGCUCUUGUGUUACCACCACCACCUAAACAGAGGAAAACCACCUUUAAAGCAAACAAUCAGUACAUAUAUACUCACGCCAGAGUUCCAACAGCGCAUGCGGUAUUCCCACCUGGGUUUGAUGCAAGACUUACUGAGCCUUCUGUUGGUGUCAAAACUGAAAAUACCAUUUACACUGACAAGGCACAGAAAAAUACCCAAAACACUGACAAGGCACAGAAGAACACUAAAAACACUGAUAUGACACAGAGAUUGACGAAUAAAACUAGUGAAGUGAGGGUUAUGGUAGUUGCUGGUAUGCAUGCAAAAUCACACAGCAGUGGAAGUAUAACUGAUACCUGUGACAAGCAAAGUGAACAAAAACAGACCUAUAAUUCUACCCUUUCUAUUGGGAAUUUGAACAAAAGUAAUCGUGCAGAAGGAGAUGUUUCUGCUAAGAACUCUUCAACAACUUUACCACAAUAUUCACAAAGCAAACCUGUUGCAGAAGAAGCAGGAAACAAAGCCAACACCAGUUUACGAUUCAUUCCACGACAGACCGUGAAGAAGCCUUCCCAAAGGCCCCCUAUGGUGAACUCCAGGGAAGAUGCAGUAGCAGUGGAAAUAAAGAUAAAUGCUUUCGUUCUUAAAGAUGUUCAGGGCCCUGUUGACGUGGUGAAAAACAGAAAGAAUCAAACACCUUCAGAGGUUUCUUUGAAUAAGACCAUGCUUGAAAUACGGAAAAAGGUUACAAGUGUCAUGAAAGUUCCGCAAACAAAAAACUAAUGACUGUGUUGCUCUAUUUAUAGACUCUUUCUAUACUAUCGGAUAUGUUUUGUAUUGUUACUCGCAAUUUUUAACCAGGUUUUCCGAAGGAAAAAACUGGUUAUUAGAUUGGCGAAUGCGGGCGGGCUGGCUGGCUGGCUGGCUGGCGGGCUGGCUGGCGGGCUGGCGGAACAAGCUUGUCCGGGCCAUAACUAUGUCGUUCAUUGUCAGAUUUUAAAAUCAUUUGGCACAUUUGUUCACCAUCAUUGGACGGUGUGUCGCGCGAAAUAAUUACGUCUAUAUCUCCAAGGUCAAGGUCACACUUUGAGUUCAAAGGUCAAAAAUGGCCAUAAAUGAGCUUGUCCGAGCCAUAACUAUGUCGUUCAUUGUCAGAUUUUAAAAUCAUUUGGCACAUUUGUUCACCAUCAUUGGACGGUGUGUCACGCGAAAUAAUUACGUCGAUAUCUCCAAGGUCAAGGUCACACUUUGAGUUCAAAGGUAAAAAAUAGCCAUAAAUGAGCUUGUCUGGGCUAUAACUAUGUCAUUCAUUAUGAUAUUUUAAAACCAUUUGGCACAUUUGUUCACCAUCAUGGGACGGUGUGUUGCACAAAAGAAUCACGUCAAUAUCUCCAAUGUCAAGGUCGCCACGACUAAAAAUAGAUUUAUUUUAAAACAAACUUACAAAGGGUGUUAAUUUUGUUUGUUCAUUUAAAAAGUUCAGUUUGAGUUGUCUCCCUUUAUCAGAUUUUUUUUCACAAUGAAAACCUGGUUUUGUGACAAUUUUGUCCCUUGUUUUUUAUUAGAUUGACACAGUCAGCAUGUACACAAGUUGUUAUGAUCUCAAACAAAAUCUAAUUUAGUAAAUUCUUGGUUUAUUACAAACGGGUAAGAACAAACAAUAUUUAGAUCAAGUUGAAAAAUAAUUUUUGUAGCCCUUUCUUUGAAAUCCCAGCUUAAUACAUGUGCUUAAAUUAUUGUCACAGAUUAGUCUGUGCGGUUCACACAGGCUUAUCAGAGUGCAGGAUCAACGGGGUUUACACACCUUCAGAAUGAAAACACACUGUUACGAACUUUAUUUUUGCAAAUAUCAUAAGUUAUUGAAAUAUGUUUGCAAUUUUUUUGCAGUUUGUGACGAUAUCUUACGAUUUUAGAAUACAUUAUUGAAAACGCCUGAAAUCGAUGCCAACUUUUCACGUUGCAUGCAGCACAACCGUGUAUAUGAAUUCAUAACACAUCGGGAUUACUUUAUCGAUUUUUGUGGCAUUGCAAUAAGCCUCAUAAAAAAGUUCGUAUACACUAGUGGAAAUUCUGUAGAAAAUUGGUUUUAGAAGUCAUUGGGAAAAAAUCCGAUAAAAGGACUAGCGCCCGGCCGAUGAUCGCACCGGGUCUUUAACACCGGUGUGUUUACACCGGUGUGUUUACAUCCAUUAACAUCGAUUUGCUUACCCCUUAAGUCACGUGACCCUGCAAACUGUUAUCUGGGACAUGACUUUCCAUCUUCAUGGCUUUUUUGUUUAGAGGAAGUCUCUUCUAAAAAUACAUUGUUUAAUGGCAAGUGUCGUCCCUUGGCGUGCAUUAAGUACAAAAACUCGACAGUCUGAAAAGUAUAUCAGUAAACUUAGCACAAAACACAACAGUCUUGCAAAAUAUAACACUAAAUACAGCACAAAAUCACGACAGUCUUGCAAAGUAUAACACUAAAUACAGCACAAAACUGGACAGUCUUGCAAAGGAUAACACUAAAUACAGCACAAAACACGACAGUCUUGCAAAGAAUAACACUAAAUACAGCACAAAAAAACACGACAGUCUUGCAAAGGAUAACACUAAAUACAGCACAAAACACGACAGUCUUGCAAAGUAUAACACUAAAAACAGCACAAAACACAACAGUCUUUCAAAGUAGAAACACUAAAUACAUCACAAACACAGGACAGUCUUUCAAUAUAUAACACUAAAAACAGCACAAAACACGACAGUCUUGCAAACACACUAGCCUAAAAAAGUCUUCUUUCUGCUGUAAUGUUGCUUUUGGAACUGCAUGGACGCACCGGAACACCGUCUUUGUACAGUGUGUCGUAGCUAAGCCACGCCCUCUUACGGUCAGCGCGGGCUUACUGGAAGAUAGGCAUCAAGCUUCUGCGACUGUCGACAACGUACAUAGCGAAUUGUUCACUGUCGUAGUUAUUGGUUCCUUAAAAGUUCCAGCUUGAUUUCCGCAUGGAGAUCUGUCUGUGAACAGUGCAAAUUUGCAACUAUUGAUCAUUUUCCUUUGUCAGGCGGGUUAUUUCGCUAUGUUGAAUAUACAGUAAUACUACAAUGCAUAUAUUAUUUUAUGAAUCCAUUACUUAUUUUCGGAAAAAUAUCAUUGUACCAAAGUUUUUUCAGAUCCAUAAAUGUGCUUAAUAAAGAUCUUUGUGCAUGUGUGUUUAAUCAUCUGCAUAGUUUUAUGGACAAUACUUUUAUCACAUAUGCGUAUACAUGUAUUAUAGAUGGCCAGAUACAUUGAGUGAGAUCAGAAAUAGCAAUACCAGGAAUAGUUACAGUUUAUGCAAAACAAAUACCGGUAAUCAUAAAUAUAGAUUGUCAAUAAUAUCAUUAUUACAAAUCUGUUAUGGAACAAAACCAUCUAAAUCAGCAAUAUAGAUCAGCAAUAUAAUUUGCAACAGUAUCCUUUAUGGAACUAAAAAUGCAAAUCAGCAAUAUAAUAACCACAAUAGAAUUAGCCAAUUGCAAUAGUAAUCACUAAUGGAACUAAGCAAUCAAAAUUUUCCAUAUAAUCAGCUAUGGAGUGAACAAUUGUAGUCAGUGAAAUUGAUAAUGGAAUCGAAGAUUGAAGUCAGGAAAGGAUUUAAAAUACAAAUAUCGUCGAUAGAUAAAUGUCAUUGUUAUGUCCAGUAAUUAUGAUUUGGAAAAUUUUCCGUAUUUUGAGUCAAUUAACUCAAUUUGUACCUCUUUUCAUCAAGAUAACUAAAUGCUAUUAUCUUCAAUGUACUUCAGUUAGCGUGAAAUAUUAAUGGUAUUUGAUUGUUAAGACAUACUUGUAAUGGUAUUUGAUUGUUAAGACAUACUUGUAAUGGUAUUUGAUUGUUAAGACAUACUUGUAAUGGUAUUUGAUUUGUUGGUUAAAUGAUUAAUUGGAAAAGGAAUGUAUUAAUGAUGACGUAUAGCAUUAUUGCUAACAAAAACACGGUUCUAUCAAAUAUUGACAUUCGGAUCGUAAAAGCCUAUUGUACUUUUUAAUUAAACGUUUCAAUGCCAUGGCCUCGGAUUGAUUUAAUGUCCAUCUUGUUUGUCGGUUAUGUUGGUGUUUUCGAUUAUUUUCAUAUAAGUGAAUACUUCUCGGCUCAGAGGUGGGGAUACCUCAAGCACGGUCCCGUACAUUUUAACCCAUUCUUAGACUUAAGAAAAAAGAAUUCAAGAGUUGAAACGAAGCAAAAUACGUGCAGUGUUUGAAUAUAUACAGGCUACCACUAAUGAGAAUGUACUUGACACAAUUUUCUACAUGAAGAAUGAUGUAGAUAGAGGCAGUUUAUGCCAAUUUUGACUGAAAAUUAAAUUGAAUCAUAUUCUUAGACUUAGGUCUAAACAUUGUUUGGUGAACACGGCCCGGUUUUAACCCGCAAUGUCUUGUAUUGCAUUUACGAUGCGUUUACUUAAGUUUUAUAAAUGUGUUUGUAUGUAGUGUUUGUUUGCUGUGUGUAAUUUUUUCAAUGUUUCACUUGUAUUAAACGAAAUAAUUUUA
Molecule: messenger RNA, 5751 nt
Organism: Dreissena polymorpha
Lineage: Eukaryota; Metazoa; Mollusca; Bivalvia; Myida; Dreissenidae
Exons: 4
Coding region: 96-2027 (643 amino acids)
Cellular component (GO): nucleoplasm
Molecular function (GO): nucleic acid binding
Source: RefSeq, a predicted model, not a curated record